AUGGUUGACUUGACUCUUUUGUCACACGCAUCCUUACUAAUCAUAAGAACAGUUGUUCCAGACCAGUUCAAUGGAAUUUUUGUGAUCUGUUGACACAGAGAGAGAGAGAGAGAGAGAGAGAGAGAGAGAGAGAGAGAGAGAGAGAGAGAGAGAGAGAGAGAGAGAUGGCUUAUGCUGCUGUGAGUUCUCUUCAGCAGACAAUUGAGCGCCUUUUAACUUCUUCACAUAUUUCGAUUGUUCAAAAUUCCGGCACACAUGCCAUAGAACUUCUAUACAAGGAGGCUCGUUCUUUACACGAAACUCUAGAAGGAUUCAACACAAAGAAGAGCAUCAUGAACAUGAAGAGGGUGAAAAUUUUGGAGGGAGAAAUCAUGGAUGCAGUAUGUGAGUUUGAAGAUGUAGUUGAAUCCCAUGUCUUGAAUCAGUUUCCUUCACAAUCCGAACAAAGCAUCGCCGAAGACGAGAUUCGUUCUCCGUUGUUAUUCUCCGUGGACCUGCAGGAACUAAUACGGGAAAUCGGUUCCUUCAUCAAAGUGGUUAACAAGAUGAACGAAGCCUACAUUCACGAGUUAUCCAACCCUUUGCCCGAAGAAGAACAUAAUCGUGUUAUCCCGUCAAGAAUUGAUUUUAGUGGAAAUGAGUCAAAGAUGGUCGGAUUAUCUAAUCAGUUUAUCCAAAUCAAACAUUUGUUUGUGACAAACUAUUCGCUCCGUCCACGGAUUAUUGUCUCGCUCUAUGGUAUGGCGGGAAUUGGUAAGACUACUCUAGCCAAGAAACUCUUCCAAGAUCCGUUUAUUUUGGGUACGUUUGAAAGACGUGCGUUUGUCACCAUUGGCCCGAAAUAUCUGUUGGAAGGACUCUUGCUUGAUAUUCUAAUACAAGUGAGUCCCGACUCGGAAAUGAUUAUUAUCGAUGGAGAAUUAUUGUCCGAGUUGAAAAGGAUGGUGUUCGAGAGUUUAAAGGAUCGGAGAUACUUGAUUGUGUUGGAUGAUGUAUGGGAAGCAAAGCUCUGUUGCGACUUGGUGAACGUAUUUCCAGCUGGCGGUAUUCGAGGCAGAGUCUUGGUGACAACAAGGUUACAUGAAGUAGCUCAAAUUGCAUACAAGAAUUGUGAAUAUAGAUUACCCUUCCUAAAUAAGAAAGAAAGUUGGGAUCUUCUUCGUGACAAGGUGUUUGGUGAAGAAUAUCCGUGCUCUUACGAACUCGAGAAAGCUGGAAAGAAGAUUGCCGAGCAUUGUGAAGGCCUUCCUCUUACAAUCGUCACUGUUGCUGAUAUCCUAUCCAAAGCCGACAAGAAUCCAGAGUACUUAAACGAGGUAGCUGCCAAUAAGAAGCAUUCGGUUUUCGUAGAUGCAUAUGAUCAAAUGUCAGAGGUAUUAUAUCCAAGCUAUGACUACUUAGAUCAACAUUUUAAAGCAUGCUUUCUCUACGCUGGAGCUUUCCCUCAGAAUUAUUGGAUACAUUAUAAUGACAUCUCAAACUUGUGGAGCGCUGAAGGAUUUCUCGAUUCAGCUGAACAAUUUCGUGAAAGAAUUAAUUACAUGGAACUGGCUGGGACUUUCGCAGAGGCUAGUAAUUAUUAUAUGUAUGAGCUUUUUUCCAGUAGUGUUCUUAUGUUGGACAAGGAAGAAGUCGGUUGUCGCCUCCACUCAUCGUUUUGGUAUUUGUGUAACAAAGAAGCUGCCAAGAGAAGGUUUUUCUAUGCCUUAAAUGGUUCUGGCGAUGGUUUAGCAGAACAAGGUAUAAAAAUUAAAAACCAACGGCGAUUGUGCAUCCGAAAUAGCAUCUUAUUUGCCAUGAAAGAUGUGUACAACUCAAUGGCAUCAGUUUCUAUGGUGCGUUCUCUCUUAUGUAGUGGUCCGUAUAAUCAAUAUCCUGUACCAAUAUGUUUGGAACCUUUAAGGCUGCUCAGGGUAUUUCACGCUCUUACAAUCAGAUUCUACGAGUUUCCGAUGGAAGUACUGAAAUUAGUUCAGGUAAGAUACCUUGCCCUCACUUACAACGGAAACCUCCCUGCUUCCAUAUCCAAACUCUGGAACCUUCAGUGGUUGAUUGUCUACCGACACCUGAUCAUCAUAGAAUCUGCUAAAAAAAGAUCGUCGGAUAUGCCAAUGGAGAUAUGGGAUAUGAAAGAAUUGAAGGAUCUUCGAAUCAUGGGAAGCAACCUAUCACAUCCUCGUGAAGAAUCUUUCUUACCAAACCUCUUAACACUUUAUAACGUGAACCCUCAAAGUUGUACCAAAGACGUUUUUGAAAGAAUCCCUAAUCUAAUGAGGUUAGGAAUUCAAAUCGAAUUGGCCCCUGAUAGCGUCGAUCCCUUGAGCUGCUUCGAUCAUGUUUCCCAUCUCCAUAAACUAAAAACACUAGAAUGCGUCAUUGUCAAUCCUACCCUCAAGGCUGAGAUUGUUGCCCCACUUGCUCCCCUUUCAGACUUCCCAUCAAGUCUUACACUUUUAAUUUUGGUUGGUCUAGGAUAUCCAUGGGAAGAAAUGAGCAAGAUUUCUUCGUUGCCAAAUCUUAAGAAUCUGGCAUUGUUGUGCUAUGCCUUUCGAGGCCCAAAGUGGGAAGUUCGUGACAACGAGUUCCAACGCCUUCAGUCUCUUACAGUUAAAGACACUGAUCUAGAGCAAUGGACGUUUCAAAAUUAUUCGUGUCUCCCAGUGACUAAGUCUCUUAGCAUCGCACAUUGCUACAAGUUAAAAGAGAUCCCUCUCGCAUUUGGUAGAUUUCUUGAACAGGUUGAGGUAGUUGAUUGCAACCCUCUUGCUGUGAGAUGUGCGGAGGAUGAGAAUACGUGACUAUAGCUUAGUCGUCUAAAUUAUUUAUUAUGUAUUUUCUAAUGUUUAGUCAUUCUUGUUGAAAAACAUAUACAUGUUAUUUAUGUAUAUUGUGUUUCCUCAUCUAUAUUUGUUGGCUACAAGUUGAUGUAUAAUCAA
Molecule: messenger RNA, 2936 nt
Organism: Erythranthe guttata (spotted monkey flower)
Lineage: Eukaryota; Viridiplantae; Streptophyta; Magnoliopsida; Lamiales; Phrymaceae
Source: RefSeq, a predicted model, not a curated record